Eleginops maclovinus (Patagonian blennie) is the source of this 7619-nucleotide messenger RNA. Its product is annotated as cell adhesion molecule DSCAML1-like. The coding region runs from base 93 to 6257 and encodes 2054 amino acids. Lineage: Eukaryota; Metazoa; Chordata; Actinopteri; Perciformes; Eleginopidae. Gene Ontology annotation, cellular component: axon; plasma membrane. The transcript is spliced from 33 exons. The record is from RefSeq and is a predicted model, not a curated record. Gene Ontology annotation, molecular function: cell-cell adhesion mediator activity. Gene Ontology annotation, biological process: axon guidance; homophilic cell-cell adhesion; dendrite self-avoidance.
UCCAGCACGGAGACUCGCCUGGCCAAAAGACCGCGCCUCACACUUGCCAGGAUUGCCAAAUAUUCCUGAAAAAUAUACCUGCUAUUUAUGGCAUGUGGCUUGUAACUUUACUCCUGCUGUACUCUCUCCAAGAAGUACACAGUGAGGAUGUGGGCUCCACCAGGCUGUACUUUGUGAAUGCCUCCCUGCAGAGGGUUACCUACUCCAGCUCGGUGGGGGUGUCCCUGCCCUGUCCAGCAGGGGGCACCCCCAGUGCCAUACUGCGCUGGUACCUGGCCACCGGCGACGACAUCUACGACGUGCCCCACAUCCGACACGUGCACGCCAAUGGCACCCUGCAGCUGUACCCCUUCUCCCCCUCCGCCUACAACAGCUACAUCCACGACAACGACUACUUUUGCACUGCCGAGAACCAAGCCGGCAAGAUCCGCAGCCCCAACAUCCGUAUCAAAGCAGUUUUCAGGGAGCCCUACACGGUGCGGGUGGCGGACCAGCGCUCUAUGCGGGGCAACGUAGCCGUGUUCAAGUGCCUCAUCCCCGCCGCCGUGCAGGAGUACGUCAGCGUCGUGUCCUGGGAGAGGGACACAGUCUCCAUCGUACCAGGUAACAGGUUCUCGCUGACCUCCUUCGGGGCUCUUUACAUCUCUGAUGUUCAGAAGGAGGAUGCCCUCUCCACCUACCGGUGCAUCACAAGACAUAAGUACAGCGGCGAGACGCGCCAAAGCAACGGAGUCCGGCUCUCUGUCAUGGACCCCAACGAGUCCUCCCCUACCAUCCUGGACAGUUUCCAAGCAGGCGAGGUGAACACAGGCCAGAGUAUCGAGCUCCCUUGCAUAGCGGGAGGGUAUCCCACCCCCACGGUGCGCUGGCUAAAAGACGGUCGCCCACUGCCCUCAGACGCCCGCUGGACACGGCGUUUGACGGGGCUGACCAUCAGCGACCUGAGGCAGGAGGACAGUGGCAGCUAUGCAUGCGAGGUCACCAACAGCUUUGGCUCAAAGGAAGUGUCUGGACAGCUUCACGUUAUAGAUCCACUACGAGUCACCCUGUCCCCUAAGAAUCUGAAGACCGGCAUCAGCAGCACGCUGUUCUUCACCUGCACUGUGGAGGGCUCUCCGGAAUACACCAUCAACUGGUACAGCAACACGGAGCCCAUCGUCCCGGACCAGCACAUCUCCAUCCAGGGACAACACAACGACACCCUGCAGAUCACUGCGGCUCAAAAGUUCCACUCCGGGGCCUACCAGUGCUUCGCCUCCCGAAAGGGCCACACCGCUCAGGACUUUUCCAUUAUUCUGCUAGAGGAUGGUACUCCUCGUAUUGUGUCUUCCUUCAGCGAGCGCGUGGUGAACCCCGGCGAGCCUUUCUCCCUCAUGUGUGGCGCCAAAGGAGCCCCGCCCCCCUCCAUCACCUGGACGCUGGACGACGAGGCCGUGGUGCGAGACUCCACCUACAAGACCAGCCAGUACACCCUGUCGGACGGCCUGACCGUGUCGCACGUCAACGUCAGCAGCCCACUCAUCCGGGAUGGGGGAGUGUAUCGUUGCGUCGCACGCAACUCGGCCGGUAGCGCCGAGUACCAAGCGCGCAUAAACGUAAGAGGUCCACCCCGAAUCAGACCCAUGCGGGACAUCACCGCUGUGGCGGGCAGGAACACCUACAUAACGUGCCGGGUGAUUGGCUACCCGUAUUACUCCAUCAAGUGGCUGAAGGACGGCAUGCAGCUGCCCGAUAAUCACCGUCAGGUGGUGUUUGAGAACGGCACCCUGAGGCUGACGGACGUGCAGAAGGGCGCGGACGAGGGCACCUACUUGUGUAGCGUUCUGAUCCAGCCCCAGGUGUCUAUCAACCAGACCGUUCAUGUCACUGUCAAAGUGCCGCCGCUCAUCCAGCCCUUUGACAUCCCCUCUACCUCAGUGGGGAAGCUCAUGUACAUUGCCUGUGUGGUGUCAUCUGGGGACAUGCCCAUACGCAUCACCUGGCACAAAGACGGCCAGCUCAUCGUGCCAGGCUCCGCCUCUGGCGUCGCUAUAGAGACCAAAGAGUUCAUGAGCUCCCUGCAAAUAUCCAAGGUGACACUGAAGCACAACGGAAACUACACCUGCAUCGCCAGCAACGCCGCCGCCACCGUCAGCUGGGAGAGGCAGCUGAUUGUAACCGUGCCUCCACGCUUCACGGUGCAGCCCAACAAUCAAGAUUGCAUCUAUGGCAAAGCUGGAGUUCUCAACUGCUCUGUGGAGGGUUACCCACCUCCAAAAGUCAUGUGGAAGCAUGCCAAAGGUGUAGGAAACCCUCAGCAGUACCACCCAGUCCCUCUGACUGGCCGAAUCCAGAUCAUGUCAAACGGCUCUCUGCUCAUCCGACACGUGCUGGAGGACGACAGAGGCUACUACCUCUGCCAAGCCUCUAACGGCGUGGGCUCAGACAUCAGUAAGAGCAUGAUCCUCACUGUCAAAAUUCCCGCCAUGAUCACCAGCCACCCCAACACCACCAUGGCCAGGAAGGGCCAGACCAAGGAGCUGAACUGCACGGCACGCGGGGAGCAGCCCAUCAUCAUCCGCUGGGAGAGGGGGGACACCGUCAUCGACGCCGAAAGAAACCCCCGCUACUCCAUAACCAUCAACAAGAAGGGGGACGAAGUCAUCUCCACGCUUAAGCUGAACCCGGCCGAGCGAGGAGACUCUGUCUUCUUCUCCUGCCACGCCAUCAACUCCUAUGGAGAGGGUCGAGGGCUCAUCCAACUCACUGUGCAAGAACCACCAGACCCCCCUGAACUGGAGGUGAGGGAGGUGAAAGACAGGAGCAUGAACCUGCGCUGGAUCCAGAGGUUCGAUGGAAAUAGCAUCAUCACCAGCUAUGACAUCGAGUACAAGAACAAAUCAGACUCCUGGGAUCACAUGUACACCACCAGGAACAUUUCACCCACCAACAACCAGGCCAACAUCGUGGAGCUGCACCCGGCCUGCGUCUACAGCAUCCGCAUGUACUCCUACAACAAGAUAGGCCGCAGCCUUCCCAGCAAAGAGCUCACUAUCAGUACUGAGGAAGCCCCUCCUGAUGGGCCGCCGAUGGAAGUCAUCCUCACACCGAUGACAUCUCAGAGCAUACGUGUUACAUGGAGGGCUCCGAAGAAGGAGCUGCAGAACGGGGUGAUCCGAGGCUACCAGAUCGGUUACAGAGAGAACGGUCCGGGCAGCAACGGCCAGUACAGCAUAGUGGAGAUGAAAGCUACGGGGGACAGUGAAGUGUACACCUUGGACAACCUAAAGAAGUAUGCCCAGUACGGGGUGGUGGUCCAGGCCUUCAACAGGGCCGGAACGGGUCCAUCCAGUACUGAGAUCAACGCUACCACGCUGGAAGAUGUUCCCAGCGAGCCCCCGCAGAACGUGCGAGCCAUCUCCGUGACGUCGGACGAGGCGGUGAUCACGUGGUCAGAGCCUCCACGGCUGACGCUGCACGGUGUGCUGAAAGGCUACCGCGUUGUGUUCUGGUCCCUCUUCCCCGACGGAGAGUGGGGAGAGAUGCAGAACAUCACCACCACCCGUGAACAGGUGGAGCUGCGAGGGCUGGAGAAGUUCACCAACUACAGCGUCCAGGUGCUGGCCUACACACAGGCCGGGGACGGGGUCCGCAGCAACGUCCUGUACAUCCAGACCCGCGAGGACCUUCCUGGUCCACCGGCGGGCAUCAAGGCCGUCCCCUCCUCUCCCAACAGUGUGGUUGUGUCCUGGUUGCCGCCACUCAAACCAAACGGUGUUAUCCGCAAGUACACCAUCUACUGCUCCAGCCCGGGGUCCCUGCAGCCGGUAAGUCCUUCCUCUGUGGGUGCACCCAGCGAGUACGAGGCCAACCCAGAGAUGCUCUUCUACCGCAUCACGCACCUCACCCGCGGUAAACAAUACCACAUCUGGUCUGCAGCCGUGACAACAGCCGGCCGAGGCAACAUCAGCUCAAAGGUCACAGUGGAGCCUGCUGGGAAAGUCCCGGGUAAGAUCCUGUCCUUCGGCGGCACGGUGACCACCCCCUGGAUGAAGGAAGUGCGUCUUCCCUGCGGCUCCGUGGGAGAACCCGCCCCAACAAUUAAAUGGAGCAAAGACAGUGACGACACUGCCAUCCCGGUGACGGCCGACAGCCAGCGGCAGAUCCUAUCCAACGGCACGCUGGUGCUGCGUUCAGUCAAAGCGGAGGAUUCUGGGUACUACACCUGCACGGCCACUAACACUCUGGGCUUUGACACCAUCAUAGUCAACCUGGUGGUGCAAGUUCCUCCAGAUCAGCCGCGUUUGACCGUCUCCACCACCUCUACCUCCUCCAUCACCCUUGCUUGGAUCCCUGGGGACAACGGGGGAAGCUCCAUCAGAGGAUUUGUGCUGCAGUACUCGGUUGACAACACAGAGGAAUGGAGGGACGUGUUCAUCAGCUCCAGCGAGCGCUCCUUCAGGCUGGACAAUCUGCGCUGUGGAACCUGGUACAAGGUCAAGCUGGCCGCCAAGAACAGCGUGGGCUCAGGACGCAUCAGUGAGAUCAUCGAAGCCAAGACGCAUGGAAGAGAACCAGUAUUCAACAAGGAUCAGCCGCUGCUCACACACAUCAACUCCACUCACGCGGGGAUCAACCUGCAGGGCUGGACCAGCGGCGGCUGCCCCAUCACUGACAUGAUGCUGGACUUCAGGCCCAAAGGCACCUGGGCGUGGCAGAGCCUUAAAGCCAACUCCACCUCUCAGCUGUUCCUCAGCGAGCUGCGCGAGGCCACCUGGUACGAGCUGAAGAUGAAGGCCUGCAACAGCGCGGGCUGCGGCAACCAGAGCUCCCAGUUUGCCACCACCGACUACGACGGCAGUACAAUCCCUCCCAUUAAAUCCGCCCGUGGAGAAGGGGAUGAUGUGAAGAAACUGUUCUCCAUCGGCUCUCCUGUCAUCCUGGUCACCCUGGGCAUCGCUUUGCUCUUUAUAAUCCGCAAGAAACGCAAGGAGAAGAGGCUCAAACGACUUAGAGAUGCUAAGAGCCUCGCUGAGAUGCUUAUCAGCAAGAACAAUCGCAGUAUAGACACUCCGGUGAAGGGCCCUCCUCAAGGACCGAGGCUCCACAUUGACAUCCCACGUGUCCAGUUACUCAUCGAGGACAAGGAAGGCAUCAAACAAAUAGAGGACAAGGCAGCGGUGCCGGUGACAGACACUGAGUUCAGCCAAUCAGUGAAUCCGCAGAACUUCUGCACAGGCGUGUCUCUGCACCACCAGGCCCUCAUCCAGAACUCUGGGCCUCUGAUCGACAUGUCCGAUAUCCGCCCAGGCACGAAGCUGUCCUCUGAUCCUCUCUCAGACCCAGUGUCCAGGAAGAGCAUAAAGUCCGCCCACAGCUCCAGGAACAGAUACUCCAGCCAGUGGACGCUGAGCCGGCCGAGCCAGAGCCAGUCGACGGCCUCCGCCCGAACUCUGACCUCCGACUGGCGGACGAUGGGCUCUCACGGCAUCACCGCCACUGAGAGCGACAGCUACAGCGCCAGCCUGUCGCAGGACACAGAUAAGGGUCGGAACAGCAUGGUGUCCACAGAGAGCGCCUCCUCCACCUACGAGGAGCUGGCCAGGGCCUACGAGCAUGCCAAGCUGGAGGAGCACCUGCAGCACGCUAAGUUCACCAUCACAGAGUGCUUCAUCUCCGACAGCUCGUCCGACCAGAUGACCACAGGCACCAACGACCCCGCAGACAGCAUGACCUCCCUGAGCACGCCCUCUGAGCCCGGCAUCUGCCGCUUCACUGCCUCGCCGCCCAAACCGCAGGACUACGACCGCGGGAAAAAUGUGGCGGUGCCCAUUCCCCACCGCGCUAAUAAAAGUGAAUUCUGCAACCUCCCCCUCUACAUGAAGACAGAUCCAUUCUUCCGCAAGCAAGGGGAGCUGCACGACCCGUGCCCAGCAGUGCCGCCGCGGGAAGCCUCCAUCCGCAGCCUGACGCAGCGGGCGUACCACACCCAGGGCCGCCACAAGACUCUAGACCCCAGCAAGCAGCAGGUCCUGACGCUGGGCCACUCCGGGCUGAGCAGCCUGGGCGCCAGCUCGGGCACUUCCACCCUCCCCCAGAGGACUCUCACCAUGCCCAGCUCCAACACCGCGGCCACAGCCUCCACCUCCAGCACGAGCAGCAACAGUAACAAGGUGGGCGGCUCCAGAGACUCGCUGCUGGAGAGUAGCUCCUCCGCUCUGGGGAGACUGCAGAAACAGAGCGCGGGGGCGUACUCCAAGUCAUACACGCUGGUGUAGCCGCCGUCCUGCACAGACUUGCUGUCCCGCUGCUGCUCUCCAGUCUGGGUCAGAAAGGGCAUGCCACCAUCUUUCUAUCAAACCUGACUAAUGGUGAUCUGCCCAGCGUGGCUCUAAUUUUCUUCGGGAUAGGUUCCUCCCGGACAGAGACCCAGCUAACCCUACUUUAAUGUUCACCUGGGACUCUUUAAAAGAAUUACUAACUCCAACUAACAGAUCCAGCCGGCUGGUGCUCGGCUCGGCUCCGCCCGCAGGAGUAGCACAGCUAAAAAAACAGGAAGUGAUUCUGUGGUCAUUUGGAUAUAUUGACUUUAAUUGAGGAGCUGAAGCUCUUUGUUUAUGACGAUGAAGACUACGAUAGCCAGUAUGAAGCUGUGUGGCCAUCCUGUCUCUCAUGCGCACACGCAUACUGUCCUCCAUAGUUUCAGUAUUAUUGUCGAUUUGCAGGACUUCCAGUUCAGUUCCCUAUUCUUACUGUUUCUCUUGCCCUCUGUGUGUCUCCUAAAGUCCCAAAAAGAUAUUGGCAUAUGUUCUCUUUACGGUGAAUCCAAAAGAAAAGAUUCAGGUUGUCCUCCAAGAAAGAUCGAUCACAUCAGCGCCCUGCACACACCUCUCUCCAGCUGAACAGUGUCUCACUUUUUAAACAAAUCACGACAGCCCAAAUAAGCCCGUUCUCACAUCACAAAUAGAGAAUAUUUGGUAUUAUAAAGAAUUUACAUAUAUAUUUCUAUGUAGGUAUAUUAUUGACAUUUAAAUGAAAUUAUGACAAAGUAUAAAUUGUAUGUACUACCAUAGUGUAGUAGUAUAUACAGCAAUUUAAUGUUCAUGUCAAAUUUAAGAACGAGACAAUCGCUCAAUCAUGGAAUUUAACGAAGAGAAAUUUAAAAUAAAAAAGGUUGGACUAAAGAAAGAAAUGUAAGUAUGUAUACGGGGUGCUCUGUAUGUUACUGUAUGAAGAGAAGAGUGUUUGUCUCCUGUAUGGACAUGGAGCGGCCCCUCCCAAGCCCAAUGUUGAGAGGGGAAAAUACUUUUAAAAUGUUAUUUUAGUUUGAGUUUCUGAAAGGAAGGCUGGGUCAACGAAGGAUCGUCUCCCUGGUUUAAACUCUGCUGUUUAUUAUGGAAACAAUCUAAUGUCCUGUAGCGUUUAAAGACCCAUGAAUAAGGUUUAUGUUCUGAUACAGUAUUAACGCAGAAAGGAUCCCAGCGAUGAUGUGAAUGAAGUCAAAAUACUAUAAUAUUGAGCGAUGAUAUACGUCAGGGAGUUCAGCUUUGAAAAAUGAUAUAAUGAUCACUCAAUUGAUAUCUUUGUUGUUGCCCUGUCUGAAGUACUGUACAUGUCCCGCCUUCUCCCCCCCCCCCCCC